GAGUGCGAAAACUAACAGCAGACAGCACUAACAGCACUUCCUCCAUCAGCGCGUGUACUCCUCAUCUCCGUCCAGCGAUUCUCGCCGCUCGUUUCCCGACGCGUGUAGUAUUGUAUGGAAACCGAGUUCCCGGUGCGCGCACAUGAGACGCGCCGCCCGCGCAGCGUAUCCAUCAGCAGUAAAUGACGUACCAAGGCAGCACAGCGCGCUUUACAUCCACAGUAGUACGGCGUAACUCGCGUUCAACAUAGAUGGAGCCGCAUCAUCUCAGGACUUCAGAGUGAUAUUUACAGCGUUGUUUGUGUUUUUCUCCGCGUAAAAUGAGUGAAGGAGAGAUCAUCUGUCAGGGCUGGCUCAGAAAGUCUCCACCCGAGAAGAAACUGAGGAGAUAUGCUUGGAAAAAGCGCUGGUUUAUCCUCCGCAGUGGACGGAUGAGCGGGGAUCCAGAUGUGCUAGAGUACUACAAGAGCGACCAUGCCAAAAAGCCCAUUCGUAUUAUAGACCUGCACUGCUGUGAGCAGGUGGACGCAGGCCUGACCUUCAAACGCAAGGAGUUUCAGGACAGCUUUGUGUUUGACAUCAAGACGGCGGAGAGGACGUUCUACCUGGUCGCAGAAACUGAAGAGGAGAUGAGCCGCUGGGUGCGUUCGAUCUGUCAACUUUGUGGAUUCAACCAGUCUGAAGAAAACCACCACGAUGAGAGGACGUCCAACACCCACGUUUCACGCUCUUUGACUAAUGACCUGGGUGGCUCUUUGGUCCCUCUGAUUGGUGAACGUAAGACUUCAGUACCCACCAACUCCAGCCAGCCAAUGCUGUUCACGUUCGACACACCUGUACGGCACUCUCACAGUACCCUGUCCAACAGCGCUCCACAGGACUACCUCCUGCUACAUCAGUGCAUGAGCCGAAAGAGCGAGAGUACACGGAGUGCCAGUUUCUCACAAGCCUCUCGCAGCAGUCUGUUAGUGGGCAGCGACUCUGCGGUUCAGAGACUUACUCAUGGCUUCUCUCACUGUUUGAAUGGCAUGGGGGGGCAACUUCACGGUUUUUAUAGCCUGCCCAAACCUGGAAAACUUCAGCAGCUCUCAUCACGGACCGAUUCUCAGGAUGCCUGCUACGUCCUGCCCAGAGGUUACAGCUCCGAAGAGCAAUCAGAGCUCGACUCGGAGGACGUCUACAUCUAUAAGACCCCCAGUAACACUCUAGCGGCCCCACUUGCCGCUGAGCAGAGGGCCCUCGAUAACUACGAUUUACCCAGCGUUCCCGGCUCCGUCUACCAGAUCCCCCGCACCUUUGACAAGAACCACAAUGCACUGCUGCCGUCCAGCGGUGACUCCACGAGCGCACCCCCACCCAGGCCACCCAAACCCAGUCAAGGCUCAGAGACGCGAUGGGGCAGCCCACUGUCCACAGGAGCCCAAAAUGGCGAUGUAGCGACAGUAUCAGUGAUUCCCAGGAGAAACACGCUGCCAGCUGUGGAGAACGUCAAACUCCAUAGAGGUUCCUCCUUUGAGACGGGCAGUCACCAACGACCGGUCUACUUUAACAACUCUGGACAGUCAGUGGAGUCUGUCAAUGAUGGCUAUAGCUCAUAUUUGAGAACUAAAGUCCCAUUGACCCGUUCUGACAGUGCCGGUUCUGAUGAUAACUACGUACCCAUGAAUCCUGGCUCAUCAUCUUCCCCUCUCAGCGCUGCCCUGGCUGACAGUCCAAAAAAUAAUUAUAUUCCCAUGAGCCCAGGUCCUCACCAUUUUGAUUUCCCAGGAUUCUCAGCAACUCUACCGGCCAGGAAGGGCAGUACGGCAUCGCUGUGUCUCCGACCGGGACGUCUCAGCGACGUCACACCGCCGCCAAUCAAUCGCAACCUUAAACCCAGGACAGCAAAACCAACACCUCUUGACUUGAGGAACAACGGCAUCAUUGAUGAGCUUCCCUUCAAGAGUCCCGUCACCAUGUCCUGGACCAGACCCAUGCCCAUCAUGAACUCCAUGUCUUCACAACACUGUCGCCCAAUUUCCACCCAGAGCAUCACCAGUACAGAUUCAGCAGACAGUGAGGAGAACUAUGUGGCAAUGCAAAACCCAGCGUCUACCUCCCCGGCGAUGAGUGGUACCAACAGCCCUGCACCUAGAAACUGUGGAAAUGUGGACUAUUUGGCCCUGGACUUUCAGCCUAAUUCGCCAGGUCCACACAGAAAGCCAUCCACCUCUUCAGUGACCUCAGAUGAAAAAGUGGACUACGUCCAGGUGGACAAAGAGAAGACGCAGGCUCUUCAGAACACCAUGCAGGAGUGGACCGACGUGCGACAGUCGAGCGAGCCUGCCAAAGCCAUCAAAUCUUGAUGAACUGAACGCUCCUCAAACACUGGAAAAAAUUCAACACGUUGUGUUCAUCCCCGUUACCCACAAUGCCCUCAUCCUGUUACACCGUGAUUUAAAGAAGAUUCAUAUCUGGGACAGAACACUGAACGAGAUGGACAAACUAAAGCCAUAGAUCCCAUUUAUUUGCUCUUUCAAAGACACGAACGCAGCUGAUGCUUCAGGACUGUCAUGCAGCGCAUGUUAGAUGCAUCCUCAACUUUUUAAACUUAGCUGCUUGCUCUCUUUGAAUGUGAGCUUAAGCAGCAAAUCUGAAAUGGUUUACUUGUGUGAUCUGUUCGUCUCUCAUCGAAGCUGUUACAUUCGUGCUGGUUUGUCUAUUAAUUCAAAGAGAGGUAAAGUCAAACAUCCGGGUCUAUUCGAUUUAAGGUUCAGCAUGAAUUAAUACCAGGUUUAAAGGUCAAAGGUUUCAGAUUAUGGGUCAUUAAAACUGGAAAGAAAUUUUUCAAUUUCAACUUUUUAAUUGAACGAUCUCUUAGUUUAAUAAAGAAUAAAAUAAACACAUUUGAACUAAAAUAAAAUCAGAAAUGACCUAUAUAAACUAAAUUCCUGGUCUUGUCAUGCAUGAUUCAUCGGUGCGUAUAUUCCGAAUGAUAAUACAAAAAGGAGGUUGUCUUCUAAAAUUGAAUCAAAAGGUAGCUCCGCCUCUAAAACAACUUCCCCUUGGCUGACAUCACCAAGCCCCACCCUGCAGUUUAUGUCUUAUUAAAUAUUUCUUUUCACACUUUGAAGUACAUUUUUGAAGGUCGUGUAUUGUUAACAUUAAGGUGAAAUGUCCUAGGAAAUGUUAACACAUAAAACUCUUUGAUUGGAAAAAAUAAACACCAAAGUUCAUUUUUGAUAUUAGCUAAACACCACAAUACUGGGCAUUUUUUUUAACUUUGCAUGCAGUAUGAAUGUUUAUAAUGUGACUAUAUGAAAUGAAUCGGAGUCAUCCGUGUAAUGUUUCUUCAACCUAAAUGCUUCAAGUUUAACCGUUCAGUUAUACAGUACAACAAAAACGAAAAAGCAUAUGCAAAAACUCAAUAAAUAAUCAAUUAAUAUAAUAAAACAACACUUUUGCCAAUAUUUUUAAUCGCUGCCAGCAGUGUUGGGGGUAACGCAUUACAUUAAUAAUAUUACUUUUCUGAAGUAACGAGUAAAGUAAUGCAUUACUUUUUAAAUGUACACAUUCAUAUUUGAGUUACUUUUUCAAAAAGUUUAGUUUAAUUAAUUUGAUUAAAAAGUAUGCACUGAAUUAAACUAAAUGUAUGCACUCUCUGCGCCUGUGUGGGAACAGUUUGAGUCAGAAACAGAGAUGGCAGGACAGAGCUCAACAUUUUUGUGAUGAAAUAUGCAAUUUCUGAAUGCAGAACUUUUCAGUCAUUAAAAACAAUUGCAAGGCCUGAAAGAGAUCAAGCCUCAGCCAAGAAAAAGUAUUGCAAAAGUAACUAAAAGUAACGUAAGCAUUACUUUCCAUGAAAAGUAACUAAGUAAUGCAAUUAGUUACUUUUUUUGGGAGUAACUUAAUAUUGUAAUGCAUUACUUUUAAAAGUAACUUUCCCAACACUGCCUGCCAGUUUAAUAUUCAAAAUAUCACUCCAGAUGUGUCACAAAUUGUAUACUUUUGCACUAUUCAACGCCAUUUUGUAGUAUAAUUAGUGUACUGUAAGUAAAAAAAGUGCACUUUAGGUACUUAUAUAAUUCACAACUUCAACCGAAAAUUAAGUCUGUAUCGAUGUACUCAACAGUCCAAUGUACACUUUUACGGAAGAGAGGCGGGGUUGCCAUUUUUUUUUUACCUGCGGAGGCGAUUACACUUUAGGCUGACUGUUACGGAGGUUAUGAGCAGAAAUAGAUAUGGGCUAAAUAGAUAAAACUGACGUAAAAAAAACAAUGUAGAAAGUGAUUUUCAUAUGCAUUUAUCGUCAUUUGCCCUCAUCUGGGAACCAUUAAUACUUAUUUUACAAAAAAAUUAAGUGUUACAUUUUGGACAAUACUUAAAAAAAUUAUUUUUACAGUGCAUGCAUGAAUUAUUUUUUUUUUUUUUAAGUUUAAUCAACUGAAUUUACAAUUCAUUAGUGCUGCAAAUUAUAAAAAUAAAGUUGAAAUAGGUCAAUAAUAAUAAUUUUUUUAAUUUAUAGUAACUCCUCAUUAGCCAAGAAAUUUGAUUAAAAAGUUAAUUGAACCUAAAAAUGUGAGUGCAACAAUAUUUUUUUUUAUAGUGUAGGCGAUUAAGUACAUAGUUUAAGUGCAAAGUAUGUCAUUUGGGACACAUCUAUUAGCAUUUUAUUGCUACAUUUUGCUCUCAGAGCAGUUUUAUUUUAACUCUUUAUUUCAAGUUAACAAAAGGUUUUCAUUUACUAACAGCAACAAAGCUCAUAAAACCAAUGCUGACCUCAUUACCUUUAAACCGGCUGUGUAAUGAAAGUAGCUGUAAACAUCCAUGAAAGGUCAAGAGAGGGUGUGUGAUGCUUAACAAAAAAAAGUGAAGACAACAGUGCCAAUUGUUUCGAAAUGAGUGUGCUGACUAUUUCUUUUUUCAAAAUAUGAAUACCAUAAUAUUACAAAACAAUAAAUGUAUAUAAUAACAUUUAAAUGAUCAGCGCUUGAGUUGGGGUAUAACAAACAUGCAUAUUGAUAUGUAAUGAGACAAGCGCAUUAUUGAUUUUUUAUUACAUUGAGAAGACUCUGUUUCAUUCAGUAUUUUAUGGUGGGCUGGGACCUCCAAAUAUAAUUUUUUUUUUCAGUUUGGGAGACAACUUUUUGCCUUUGAAUUCAUCAUUUCAUAUAAUAAGAAACUGUUUUGUAUUAAUUUAAACUUUACAUGUGAGGUGGUCUGCGCUCACUGUUAAAUAAGCAUUAUGUAUAUUGCUAGACCGAGAUCCUUACAUGUGUUCAGUGGUUUAUUUAAAACAUGCAUUAUAAGACUGCCAUUAUGAUGUUAAAUGUGUGGCUGAAAUGUUUUUUUAAUACUUUUUUUUAUGAUGAAUAUGUAUUGUAAUGGAAGAGUACUUGUAGGUGAAUACUGUAUAAUGCUUGUGUGCAAGCUGUAGUAGAAUCUGUGCUGUCGUUUGUAAGGGGUCUUGUCGAAGCCACGAGAGAAAUGUUGAUCUUUUCUGUAUGCAUUUCUGUUCCGCUCUUGGUUGCUUGUGAAUUAAUUUAUUAAUUUAUUACGUGUUUUGCAGAUGGACGAGAGGAAGAUGUAAAAAGAACGAAUUUGUUGCUCUACUAACAUUAAUUUAUGCUACGUGUCCUGAUUUUGUGAAAGCAAAGCCAGUAAAAUGGUCAAAUGUG
This is a messenger RNA of Paramisgurnus dabryanus, 5657 nucleotides long. Its product is annotated as asparaginyl-tRNA synthetase. Gene Ontology annotation, cellular component: cytoplasm; mitochondrion. Gene Ontology annotation, biological process: signal transduction; asparaginyl-tRNA aminoacylation. Gene Ontology annotation, molecular function: transmembrane receptor protein tyrosine kinase adaptor activity; nucleic acid binding; ATP binding. NCBI's taxonomy places the organism in Eukaryota, Metazoa, Chordata, Actinopteri, Cypriniformes, Cobitidae. The record is from RefSeq and is a predicted model, not a curated record.